AAACUCAAAAUCCCUAAAGUUCUAAACCCUCCAAAACCCUCGUUUCUCACAGUCACAGGCUCAUAGCUCCCCAGUUCUCUGUGUAUCCAUCACUCGAUUAUUCCCUAAGAAUUUCUGCAAGUUUUCGAAUUAGAGAUAAAGAUGAGAUCUUUAAGAGGUAAAGCUUCGAACCUUGCUGUUAUUUCCAAGUAUUUGAAUUCAAAUGGGUCAGCUUUUCCCUUAUUAUUGAGAUUGCAAUUGUUUAGUUCAACAAUGGAUGGUCAUAAUAUUAAUGGGCAGUUCAGAAAUUAUAGUUAUAAUAGUCGUAGAAAUGAUGAUUAUGUUGAUGAUGAUGAUAAUAAAAAGUUUUCUGGGAAGAAUAGAGGAGAUUUUAACGCACCCCAGAAAAGUUUUAGGUCUUCAGGAGGUGAUAGACCACAAAUGCCUCAAUUUAAUGGAAAAACUGAUUACCCAGAUCGUAAUUAUAGGCGUCAAGGAAGAAAUGAUGGGUUUAAAAAUCCCUUAAAUUUUGAUGAAGAAAGUGGGGUUGGAGGGGUUGGUUUGAGUUGGGAUCAAGAGGGUAGGAAGAACUAUCAGCCAUCGGUUAGCGAGCUCUUGGAUAGGCAAGGUCCGGCGAAAGGCGAGGAAAGGGUUGGGAAAGAGAGGGGAGAGAGUGAAUUUCUUGACAAGUUUAAGCUUGGUGAUGUAAGUAAGGUGGAAGAGAAAUCUGAUGAGGUAGAGGAAGAGGCAAAGGCGAAGGAGGAUUCCGAGGUGCCGUCUCAGGAAGAGAGGAUGGCGGCGCCUAAGAAAGCUGAUGAGAUUUUUAAGAAAAUGAAACAAAGUGGUCUGAUUCCUAAUGCUGUGGCAAUGCUUGAUGGCCUUUGUAAGGAUGGUUUGGUCCAUGAAGCUAUGAAGCUUUUUGGGAUGAUGCGUGAGAAGGGUUCAAUGCCAGAGGUUGUUGUGUAUACGGCUGUGGUUGAAGGGUUUUGCCAGGCGCAGAACUUUGAUGAUGCUAAGAGGAUUUUCAGGAAAAUGCAGAACAAUGGGAUUGUACCGAAUGCAUUUAGUUAUACUGUUUUGAUCAGAGGUCUUUGCAAAGGGAACAGAUUGGAUGAUGCUGUUGAAUUUUGUGUGGAAAUGCUGGAAAAUGGUCAUUCUCCAAAUGUGAUUACAUUCACUGAGCUGGUUCUUGAGUUUUGUAAGGAGAAGGGAGUUGAAGAAGCACAAAAUAUUAUCCUUACAUUGAAACAAAAGGGAUUACUUUUGGAUGAGAAGGCAGUUAGAACCUAUUUGGACAAGAAUGGUCCAACAUCCCCUCUGGUAUGGGAAGCAAUCUUCGGGCCUAAGAAGACCGCACAGAGGCCAAUCUAAGCUUCCCAUGCCGAAAGAUGAUCUGUUGUUGAAAAAAAGUGCUAUCAAGUUCACUUAAUUGCCUGGUUAAUGUACUCUGAUGGAGAAAAUUGCAACAGAGAAUCUCAUUCAUUGACAGAAAACAUCAUGCCUAGUGAGUGCUUGGUC
This is a messenger RNA of Chenopodium quinoa (quinoa), 1497 nucleotides long. RefSeq names its product pentatricopeptide repeat-containing protein At4g38150-like. Lineage: Eukaryota; Viridiplantae; Streptophyta; Magnoliopsida; Caryophyllales; Amaranthaceae. Gene Ontology annotation, molecular function: protein binding. The transcript has 2 exons. The record is from RefSeq and is a predicted model, not a curated record. Bases 142 to 1350 code for a protein of 402 amino acids.